UCAUAUUUUUUUAUUAUGGCGCUUUUUAAAACUGCAUUGAGUUUAGAAGAAGCACACAAUUUUAUUAAAGACCAUGAACUUGAGUAUAUAGUUCGAUUUAGUACAUCUUUCUCUACCAAAGGCUUUGGAAAUACAGAUCUAAAGGAAAAAAACCACAAAGUAUUUUGGUCAACAGAUUCCAUUGAAUUUUCUGGUUUACCAUUUAUGAUGAUUGGCACAAAAAUACUUGAUUGUCAGAAUGGACGUGACAGAAACUUGAAUCUGAAAGAAUUUAACAAGCAAAAGAGAAAAGCAAUAAACUUUGAUCAUGACUACAAAAGAAAAUAUACUCGCAUACAAGAUUGCAAAAAGUUUGAUUGUCCAGCACAAAUUAGUAUAACAGAAUACUUAGAAUUUCCAGAAUAUAAGCUUACAGUGGAUACUGUCAGAAAUAGGAAAGAAAAAUCAGAAGAACUUCGGUAUGCAUUAACAUCAUUAGCAAAUAAGGAAAUCAACAAAAUAAGAAAGUUUUGUAUUGUUAUACCAGAUAUUUUAUCACACAACGGUCACAUGGUUGCCAAGGAUUCUGGCAUUUCACAAAGAAUUGACCCUGAACUGGUAACUGCUAUUGACUUAUUUGUUAAAGAAGGUGUAUUAAGCACAAAAGAAAUGAAGCGUCUAUUGAAUAUUCAAGUUAAAAACAAUUUCAAUAAACCUGGACAUGUUCUCCCAGAAACUUUAAAUAAAAGAUUUUUCCCUCGCAAUUCAACCAUUCAAAAUCAUAUUGCAUUUUCUAGGAGAAAGUUAUGUCAAUCUCUUAUAGAUCAAGAAAGUCUCCAGUUGAAGAUUAAAAAAUGGAAAGAAGCAGAUCCUGCUAUACAUAUAUUCUUUAGACCCAAAGGUUUAUAAUGAUCUUUUUAUGAAAAGUCUUUCAACAAAUUUUCAGCCGAGAACCAAGAGGCUGUAUGUCCACAAUUUGUGUUUUUCAAGAUUAUUAAAAAUCGCAUUAAAAAUAUGGAAAUAAAAUAGAUUAAAGAAAUGGUUUUCAAAUUAACUUAAAUAUACCUAUAAAGAUAAAUAAAAUGACAUUUAUUUAAUUUAAUGAUUUGACCACGUUUUUAUUAGCUCGUUUUCUUGUUUGUUUGUUUGUCCGGGUGGAAUUUUGCAACUCAAUUUUAACCCACUUUUCGAUUAGCUAGAGCUCUGAAACUUUUACUAUAGCUCAGAACCCGAUGACAAUGCAAUAUUAUACUACUUUUACCAUGAUUUGCUGAGUUUCUUGAACAAUUUCAGCAAAAUAAAAUUUAUUAUGGUGAAACUUUUGGAGGCGUCGCCGCAAUUUGACGCGUCGCUUUAAAUAAAAAAAUUUCAAACAAAAAAACCAAAUUUAACUGUCGCUGUGAUUCUAAGUGGACCGCAGCAUAAAAACAAAAUCAGUUGUUUACAAAAUAUAAAAAAUAAUAAAAUUAAAAAUUGUAAAAUUUGUGAAAUUAAAUGAUUUAGUGGAAUAAUAAAGUGAUAAAGUGAUUAAUAGUGAAUAAUAGAAUGAAAGAAAGUGAAGAAAGGCGAAGAAAAUUUAAGAUUGAGGAAAAAAAGGGCUGGAAAAAGAAAAAAAUUCCACCCAUCAAAAACUAAAAAGAAGAAAAUGAUGUAACAAAUAAAAAAACUUUUUAUAAAACCACGUUUUUGUAAUGAACUAAAUAGUAGAAAAUAGUUUUCUCUUGUGGCUAUAGAAAUUUUUGAAAAUUAAUUGAGUCGAUAAUAAGUGACAUGAAAACUUUUG
This is a messenger RNA of Hydra vulgaris (swiftwater hydra), 1762 nucleotides long. RefSeq lists its product as uncharacterized. The record is from RefSeq and is a predicted model, not a curated record. Gene Ontology annotation, molecular function: zinc ion binding; cysteine-type peptidase activity. NCBI's taxonomy places the organism in Eukaryota, Metazoa, Cnidaria, Hydrozoa, Anthoathecata, Hydridae. Gene Ontology annotation, biological process: proteolysis.